UAGCUCCCCUUGUCUUGUUGCGUUAACCAGCUAACGUUAGCCAUGUUUGUUUAUAACCCAGAGAUCUCAUUAAGCUCCUGGCAGCUGGUCAGGUGCAGCGUGACACAUCUAUGCUACGUGCUUUGCAAGAGGCUCCCUGAUUUAAACGAUUUAUGACAAAUGCGUAUUUAGAAGAUGUCAUCAGUCACUGCUAACGUCAGCCCGCAGCUAGCAGUGCCACAGUUUUGGAGCCAGCUAGUGCACCUCGUUUAACAUGGCUCUCAGAGCACUGAAACAUUGACUUUGUAUUGCACUAAUAACGACCCCUGAAUUGCCAGAUAGCUGCAGCCUGUGGGAAAUUAAUUAAUUUGCAAUAAAAGCUCGCCCCAUUAUUUAUUUAUAGCUUGUGCAACUGCAGAGGGGAGAGCAGGUUCAUGAAAACGUAAAACAUGCCUUGAGUUAUGCAUUGCGAAUGUUAUGCAUGAAAUAUAUCAUUGCCAUAGUUGUUUCAGAAUUGAUUUUUAUCAGUGUAACACGUUGUUAUGUUGACGCAAAUGUUUCAUGGGCCUAUCCUCCCCUGACGGAUUAAACAGCUAUUAGUUACAUUAAAUGCCAGUUCAGCUUUUCUAACGAAAUUACGUGCUUGCUUUUCUUGGUAUGUGAGCAAUAUCGCUAUGCAUGGCAUUCACAGUCUUCACAUGCUUACAGAAAAACAAACCUCGAAACUUCUUUUACUAUUGGUGUGUAACAGUAGCAAAGUAUGUGGAAAUAAAGUGCAAAUGCAUGGCAAAAUAGAACAAUGAAACUAUGAAACUUCCUUCUUUGUGCUACAGAAAACAUGUUGCCUAUGUGUCAGUGGGAGAUGAUCGGGAAACAGAAGAUCAGAGGUUUGAUAAUGAAAAGAUAGACAGUUGUCUUGUAAACAAAAUAAUGGACGAUUCCCAUUUCAACUCAUCAUACUUUUGGUCUCCCGUCCCCACUGUACAAGGACAGAUCGAGAACGCCAUGUUCCUGAACAAGGCAAAGGAGCAGCUGGGUCCAGAGAAGGCCAACACGCCCUCCUUCCCUCACUCCUCUGCAUCUUCCACCUCCUCUCCCCACUACCCCACGGCUGUGCUCGCCAUCCCCAGCUCAGUGGAUGCGGGUUCCGGGGUGCGGUUGGUCCCAAAACAGGAGGGAGGUGGGGGAACAGGAGGAGGUGGUGGUGGCAUGAGUGCGCUCGGGGGACACCUGCAUCAGUCGCACACCACUCAGAACAUCACCGUUGUGCCUGUUCCCUCUACAGGUAUCAUGACUGCAGCGGGGUUAGUGAUCACCACCCCUCAAGGCACACUGGUCCCCACUGCCUCCACGCAGUCAUUUGUAGCUGGACACCCUACUGCUACCACCAUGAUAGUGUCUGCAGUACACCCUUCAAAUGCAGACAAGAAAGAGGACAUUGCUGUCCCUCCUGCAGUUGUAAUGCCGACACCAUCAAAGCGAGGCAGGAAGAGCAAGCAGAUGAUGGGCAGAGUGGCUGGAGUGGGUGGAGUCCUCCCUCCAGGAAGUGAUGCAUUAAUAUUGGCUCACCUGGCUGCUGGUGGACAGCACCACAGUGCUGACCCAUAUGACCUGUCAAAUGAUGAGGAUGAUCACACCAACAAAGAUGGCCCCAAAUCCUACAGGUGUCGGAUGUGUGCAGUGACGUUCUUCAGCAAGUCAGACAUGCAGAUCCACGCAAAGUCCCACACAGAGGCCAAGCCCCACAAGUGCCCCCACUGUUCCAAGUCGUUUGCCAACUCCAGCUACCUGUCCCAGCACAUCCGCAUCCACAGCGGGGCCAAGCCCUACACCUGCACCUACUGCCAGAAAACGUUCAGGCAGCUCAGUCACCUACAGCAGCACACACGAAACCACACGGAGGCCAAGCCCCACAAGUGCCCCCACUGCUCCAAGUCGUUUGCCAACUCCAGCUACCUGUCCCAGCACAUCCGCAUCCACACCGGGGCCAAGCCCUACGCCUGCUCCUACUGCCAGAAAACAUUCAGGCAGCUCAGUCACCUACAGCAGCACACACGGAUUCACACUGGUGACCGACCGUACAAGUGUAACCAUCCUGGUUGUGAAAAAGCUUUCACUCAGUUGUCCAACCUACAGUCUCACCGUCGGCAGCAUAACAAAGAUAAGCCGUACAAGUGCCACAACUGUAACCGUGGUUAUACAGAUGCUGCCAGCCUGGAGGUGCACCUGUCCACACACACCGUCAAGCAUGCCAAGCUGUUCUCCUGUGGCCUCUGUAACCGAUCCUAUACCUCGGAGACGUAUCUAAUGAAACACAUGAGGAAGCACAACCCCGACCCGCUAACGGUGGCAGCAACAGUAGCUGCUCAGCAAGCCCAGGGCCUUACGCCAGGCGGAGGCAGGGGCCGAGGCCGUGGCCGGGGGAGAGGAGCUGGUGGAGGAGGUGGGGGCAGAGCAGGCCAGCUCCAAAGCCAGAACAACCCCAACAACACCCAAAAUCCUAACCCUGGACCACCAGGCAGCUACCAACCAACCCAGCAGCCCACAGAAGCUGUGGUCCCAUGCCCGUUUGACCUGCACCAGUACAAGACAGUGUCGGCCAGCGAGAUCCAGUACAAACCAGUCACUGUGGCGGACCUGCCAGUGGCGCACAAAGACCUCUGCCUCACCGUCUCCACAUCAGCCAUUCAGGUGGAGCACAUGAACUCAUAGGCUGCGUCUUCCCACUCUGUUUGAGCAAUUACUAAUUGUGUCUGCAGUGUAUAAAGGUCCAUAUGAAUAAGUAAUUAACUGUAUUCAGUUUUAUAGUCUUCUUUAGUAAGAAAAAAAUGGCUCAUAGGGUGGACAGUUUUACCAAUGAAAUGUUCAAAGAUACAAGUAAAAUUUAUUUCACCCAUUGCCAGUUUUUUCUUCAUUUUAAAGAGGCUAUCACUGAGUACCACAAUAAAUUACUUAUUAGAACACAGAUAUUUUACAGUGUGCUUCUCGAUUCCUCAGCCCACUUGUGCCAAGUAUCUCUCAGUAGAAAUGCUGGUCUAGAACCCUGAUAUAAUUAGUUUAUUCUUUAUUCCCAGACCUGAAUUUCUAAAAAGCAGAUUUAGUCUAAUUUCAUCUUUAAUCAACUAUUCAAGAGUCAGUAGACCAAUAACACUGAUCCAAAACCAGCAGUCCUUCUCUGAGAAUCUUGAUAAAUGGAGGCUCACUGGUGUUCCCUCUCACCAUCGGAGGAUGAAGAUGUAAAAUAUCUGUAAAAUAAAAAAUUACAUUACUCUCUGCACAUUUAUGAUUCGCAGAGAAUGAUGUAAGUUUUGAACACAUACAGAUCACAUUAAUCUGAACAAUCUCCAUUAUUAAUUUCAAGCCAAAACAAGGGAGAGAAAUAAGACAAUGAAUCAGUGAUGAAAGACUGCAGUGAAGGACUAAGUAAAUAAUUUUAAAUGGCUUUUAAAUGACACUUCUGGACAACUGAGGUCGGAUCAGAACGGCCGAAACUGGAGGCUGAGAAAAGACUACAAAAGAAGAGCAAAAAGAAAAUAAAGCGGUGUAUUAUUGGAUCAGGCCAAAACCUGGGGCUGAAUCUCAAAGUGAUCACAAGUCAUGAUGUCCUUUUUUUACUCUCAUGUCCCCUCACACAGCGAGGAGCUGCGGAACCAUUUCUUCAUCUGAGCCCAAAGUAUUGAACAAAGGAGACAGACCGGAUCAAGAGUGCACUAAAUAAGAGGAAUCUGCAGCAGAUCGAGAUGGAAGCACGAGAGAGAAAAGGGGGUUGGUGGGGUGGGAGGGGUCUCUAAAGAAAGCACUUGAUGAAGCUUGUACUUCACGUCGAUGUUUGUCAUUAUUGUACUUUUUUUUAAUAUAUCAUAUGUAUGUAUUUUUCUACCAACAGAGGAACGUGUGAACAAACUCAAAGAGAAAGCAAAGUGAUGCAUGAAUGUGAAGGGAACAGAGAGAAAAGUCCUAACAGAGUGUUUGUCCCCUUUUUUUUGUUACUAUUAAAAGAAAGACAGUUUACUAUCCUCCAAUGAGUAAAGGCAGCCCAACUCGUUGUAGUCAGUUGUUGGGAAAAUAAUGAUUGUGUGAUAAAAAUGGCUGACAGGUACUGUUAUCAAUCUUUGUUUAAAGAACUUUUCAUACAUAUUAUUACUACUUUCAUUAUACCUGUAUUGCAAAUGUUAUCCACAUUAUUAUCAAUCUGAGGCAUUAUUGUAUUGCAGUAUGCUGUACAUAAAAUAGAUAGAAAAGACUUUUUCAUCUGUAAAAGGGAAGUAUGUCCUGUGUAAAGCAUAUAUGGAAACUAAAGGAACUCAAAUUAACAAGUACCAAAUCAUUGGCUGUGUCCCAGGUCACCUUUAGUGCUGAUGGACUUUUAACUUCCAAGCUCAGCAAAGUCUGCAAAAGAAUUGCCCAAAAAGUUUGUUAAACUGCAGGAAGAUUUUUUUUUCUGCAAUGUAUGACUUAUUUGGCCAAGUUAAUUUUAUGUUUAAUUUGUAGGAAUUGUUAAUGGGGACUGCUUUUCGUCUUAUUGGACAAGAUAAGGUGAACUACCACAACCUGGAAACCAAUUUCUGACAUUGCUCAGCCAUGAGAAUCCCCUCAUUAACACUUAAGCAAAUGAUCUGAGAGUAUAUUUUAAUUAUUAUAACAUAAAACAUCAAGCGAGGCUCUGUGACCUGGGACAAUGCCGCCAUGUUUUUGUGCGCAAGCUAUCUCUACCCAAUCAAAAUGUGCAAGCAGCCUGUAACAACUGGUUGAUUGUCUUCAUGUAUACUCCUCCUUGUAUUUCAUUGUGUCUUUUUAAUGAAAAAUAACAGAUUCUCAAUAUUCUUGUUAAUGUUACUACCGAUGCUCCUGAUAAAUAGUACAGUUAUUAACUGCCCUCUUAUGCUACACUCUUGCAUACUGUAUGCACAGUUACACCUCUUGCUCAUCUGAACAGACUGUUUCUUCCCUUAAGGAGAAUAAAGUUUGAAAACAGUUUAUGAUGAAAAAAAA
Molecule: messenger RNA, 4971 nt
Organism: Epinephelus fuscoguttatus (brown-marbled grouper)
Lineage: Eukaryota; Metazoa; Chordata; Actinopteri; Perciformes; Serranidae
Gene: znf384a
Product: zinc finger protein 384 a
Exons: 11
Coding region: 787-2691 (634 amino acids)
Biological process (GO): regulation of transcription by RNA polymerase II
Cellular component (GO): nucleus
Molecular function (GO): RNA polymerase II cis-regulatory region sequence-specific DNA binding; DNA-binding transcription factor activity, RNA polymerase II-specific
Source: RefSeq, a predicted model, not a curated record